CGCACGUUCCGAGAGAAAGACGUUCUUCUCAAAGACGAAACAUUACCAACAUUCUGUGACACGGCAGACUUCUGUGAACUUGCACCCAGGUAUAACAGAGAGGAUCACGGCGGCAAAGAGAAAUGCGCUUCCUGCAGGACGACCGCGUGGUCGACACCACGAGCGGCAAGAAGAAGACGCUCCAGGUUAUUGCCGCAGGGCUGCCGAGAUGCGCAACAAGCUCGAUCCAGGAGGCCUUUGAGUCCAAAUGGCUCGACCUGGGGCCGUCGAUGCACAUGGCACACGUCUACCCUCACACUGACCGAGGCGAGCUCAUCCUGGCAGCCAUCCACGAGAAAGACCGGGCCACGCGCCAGAAGAUGGUCCGCAAGCUCUUUGACGGGCACGCCGCGAGCGCCGACUUCCCCGGCAUCUGCUUCAUCGAGGACCUGAUGGACAUGUACCCGGACGCCCCCGUGGUGCUCAACCAGCGCGAGAGCCCCGAGGCCUGGGCAAAGUCGUUUGGCGACAGCCUCAGCUUCUUCUACUCGCUGCCGUACCGCGUCGCCACCCUGCUCUGGAAGCAGGACCGCCUGCAGAGCCGUAUGGCCCGCGAGUGCAACGCCUACUUUGCCGAGCGCUUCGGCCCGAACCCGGAGACAGGGGACCGCACCAUGACCAACAACACCGCGUGGUACGCCGCCUACAACGACAUGGUGCGCCGCGCCGCGAAGGCCCGCGGCAGGCCCCUGCUCGAGUGGCAGCCCCGGGACGGCUGGGUGCCGCUGUGCGAGUUCCUCGGCAGGCCGGCGCCGCCUGCUGACGUGCCUUUCCCCAAGGUCAAUGACCAGAAGACGAUACGGAUCCUCAAGGCGAUCCUCGUGGCGAGAGGGCUGUUGUCGUGGGCCGCGCUGGCAGGGGUCUUCUAUGCUGGCAGUCUGUACGCGCCUGGUCUGGUCGGGCAGGGCUCAAGCUUGUUGAGCUCGUGGCUGCGGUAGUUGUGUUGUGUGUCAAUACACUAGUUUCCGAGGCCCGACGAGUGGUAUAUAGCUUAUUUGACUGGAGAUAUAAACAUAUAUCAUGAGAUGGGAAUGCAUGGCCCGGCAGCGGACAUGGGGGAGUCAAAGCCUGGCUUCUUGUACGUGAUUAUGUAUCUGAGAGCAGGUUCAUCUUG
Molecule: messenger RNA, 1153 nt
Organism: Microdochium trichocladiopsis
Lineage: Eukaryota; Fungi; Ascomycota; Sordariomycetes; Xylariales; Microdochiaceae
Exons: 3
Coding region: 123-977 (284 amino acids)
Source: RefSeq, a predicted model, not a curated record